AUGAACGCGAGCCUCCAGCCCACCCAAGGACGAGAGCAUCAAGAGAGCGUCAAUACACCGGAUGGAUCACUCUGUGUCACCGCCAUACGGGAGCGCGCGGCCGUACACAGAGCUGCAUCUUACAAUGGACGGGAUCUCGGAGCGCACUCCCGUGUCGCUGCCAUGGACAGCGAGCUCGCAGCUAUUGAUAGUGCCCUCGCCGACUUCCGACGUGAUCGUAACUCCUUGAUCCUCGCGGCCGCCUGCCCGCCCGAGAUCUUGUCGUCCAUCUUCCUCUUCCUCGCCGACCUCGAACCCAACUACUACUCAGACCCCGAUGAAUACCUGGAGCUGGUAACUCGGAAACCGCGCCCUCGGCAGGGCUGGAUGAAAGUCAUCAAGGUCUGCCACUCGUGGAGGGCUGCAGCGUUCGCGGAUGGUCGACUGUGGACCACGGCUACGACGACGAUGGGUCUGUGGUGGACGAGGGAGAUGGUUCGCUUAAGCAAGAACUUUUCCCUGAGUCUCGACCUGCGAUGCACUGCGUCGCCUGGGAAGGAGUACUAUCCGUUCACCCUCAUCACCAAGAACGCGCAUAGGCUAUCACGACUACAGGUCCUGUGCAGUGCGAGAGGAGGCGAGCGGUUAGGGAGCCUUUGCAAAGAGCCGGCACCUAUGCUCGAAGCGCUUUACAUCUUUGUGCGCGAGCGCAAGCAUCAGCUUCCCGAUGACGUCUUCGCCAAACACAUGCCGCGUCUUCGCGAGCUGUAUCUUCAUAACGCUGUACUGUCGUGGGAUCUUCUGCCCGGCUUGCGUCUCACGCACCUCACGUUGACAUCCAAUGAUUGUUGA
Molecule: messenger RNA, 831 nt
Organism: Peniophora sp. CBMAI 1063
Lineage: Eukaryota; Fungi; Basidiomycota; Agaricomycetes; Russulales; Peniophoraceae
Source: the annotation of a GenBank genome assembly